AUGGCUAAUCUUUGGAUCUGUUACUUAGAUGGUCUGACUCAUUCGGUUGUAAAUAUGAGUAGACAGGCUAUAACAAUUUCAGUUGAAGGUGUGCACAUUUAUUUUGUUCAUGCUAGCUAUAUUCAAGUGACGAGAAGGAGACUUUGGCAGCAGCUGGUUAUGCAAGACUCAAUUACUCCUUGUCUGGUCAUGGGAGAUUUUAACUGUGUUUUGCGUUUGAAUGAGAAAAAAGGGGGUUUAGAGCCGAGAACUUCAGUCAUAAAUGAUUUUAGUGAUUGGAUGGAUGAUAAUAGCCUCUUCGAAACUGAUUCUUUGAGUAGUAAUUUUACUUGGUCGAAUAGACAAUCUGGCCCUCGUAGAAUCAUUAGUAAACUAGAUAGAGAGCUGUGCAAAUCCCUUCCUAGAGAGGUUUCAGAUCACUUUACUCUUCUUGGGUAUCCUUUUGUUGUCCCGCGGCCUAAGAGAGCUCCUUUUAGAGUUCAAAAAAUGUGGUUUUUGCACGCUGAUUUUAAUCGCAUGGUCAGUAACAAUUGGAACUCUCCUGUUCAUGGUUCGCCAGAUUUUAUCUUUCCAUAUAAGAUGAAGAGGUUGAAGGUGGUGAUGAAGGAGUGGAAUCUUAGAGUUUUUGGCAAUAUACAUUCUUGGCUGAAUAGUCGUAUUAGGAGAAGUAGCAACACUAUUUCUGAAUUAGUGGAUGCUGAUGGAGCUACCAUUUCUGAGUAUGAUCAUUUGCGUGAUCAUGUGAUGCAGUAUUACGAAGAUAAAUUCAAUGGCCAGGAGUUGGAGUUUGAUGAAAAUUUGUUUGAUUUUGAGCAUCCUAGUAUUUCAGCUGAAGAGAGUCUUGAUAUGGAUAAAAUUCCUACUCCGGGGGAAAUAAAACAAGCUGUCUUUGAGCUAGGUUCUGAUAGUGCUCCGAGUCCAGAUGCUACAAGAUUAAGCAUUGUUUUGGACAAGCUUGUUUCUGAAGAACAUGUAGCUUUUAUGAAGGGUCGCAAUAUCCAUGAAAAUAUCAGUUUGGCUUCGGAAAUGGUUAAUGAGCUUCACAUCAAGCGCAAAUAUGGCAAUAUUGGUCUUAAACUGGAUAUCUCUCAGGCUUUUGACACGGGUUACUUCAAAAUUAAUGGAGGCUUGCGUCAAGGUGAUCCCCUUUCUCCUUUGAAUUUUGUUUUGAUUGAAGAUGUUCUUAGCAGAAAUAUUACGAAACUCUUUCAUGAUAAGAAAAUGACUUCAAUGGUUACAAGAAAUGGAAAUCUAAAAAGUGUGCAUAAUAUUAUUGACUUGUUGGGAAAAUAUCAAGUUGCUUCGGGUCAGAUUGUGUGCAGACAAAAAAGUAAGAUUUAUUAUGGAGGGGGAUCUUUGAGUAGGAGAAUUUACCUUGCUGAUUUCUUAGGUAUGAGUGUAGCUACUUUUCCGGAUCGUUACCUGGGAGUUCAAAUUAUCCCUCGUACGGUAAGAUAUCAUCAUAUUUGUAAUGUGAUUGAGAAAAUUAAAGCUCAACUUGCUGGUUGGAAAAGGAGACUUCUUUCUUUUCAUGACCGUAUUGUUCUCGUUAAGUCUGAUAUAGCCAGCUACUCUAUUCACAACAUGGCAGUCUAUAAAUGGCCUAGAAAGUUCAUUUUGCAAUGUGAAAGGGAAAUUCGUAAAUUUAUUUGGUCGGGUGAUUCUAAUAUUAGUCGUGUUGUGGUGGUGGCGUUUGACAAGGUCUGUUGCCCUUUUGAGGAGGGGGGUUUAGGCUUAUCUCGCAUGGCUACCAUGAAUAAGGCGCUUAUUGUGAAGUUGUGGUGGAAAAUUCGUAAUUUGAAGAAGAACUGGGAAGGUUUUCUAAGAGCAAAUUUUUUUGGAAGGAAUGGUUGCAUCAAUAAUUAUGGAGUUAAAUCCACAAUUUUACCGGGUAUUCGUUGGGUGUAUAAACUUGUCGAAAGCAACACUAAAGUUCUUGUGGGAGAUGGUAGGUCCACUGCUCUUUACUUUGAUAUUUGA
This is a messenger RNA of Papaver somniferum (opium poppy), 1980 nucleotides long. RefSeq lists its product as uncharacterized. Lineage: Eukaryota; Viridiplantae; Streptophyta; Magnoliopsida; Ranunculales; Papaveraceae. Bases 1 to 1980 code for a protein of 659 amino acids. The transcript is spliced from 6 exons. The record is from RefSeq and is a predicted model, not a curated record.